UGUCAACCCUCACACCGAAACUUGUGACUGCGUUUUUCUCGGCUUUUCAUCGAAACAAACGCCUGCACACAACCAUCCACGAGCCAUCCAUCAUCAUGCCGUCUGUUCAGUGCUUUGGCAAGAAGUGCAACGCCACCGCUGUGGCCCACUGCAAGGCCGGUAAGGGCCUCAUCAAGGUCAACGGUGCCCCUCUCUCCCUCGUCCAGCCCGAGAUUCUUCGCAUGAAGGUCUACGAGCCCGUCUUGGUUGCUGGUGCCGACAAGUUCGCCAACGUCGACGUCCGCGUCCGCGUCUCUGGUGGUGGUCACGUCUCCCAAAUCUAUGCCAUCCGUCAGGCUAUUGCCAAGGCCAUCGUCGCCUACUACCAAAAGUUCGUCGACGAACACUCCAAGGCUGAGAUCAAGAAGGCCCUCGUUGCCUACGACCGUACUUUGUUGGUCGCUGAUCCCCGUCGCAUGGAGCCCAAGAAGUUCGGUGGUAAGGGUGCUCGUGCUCGCCAACAAAAGUCCUACCGUUAGAAAUUUAUAUUCUGUGGACGGCGAAGUCAAGUGUGUUGUUGUUAUGUGGUGUGGAGGUAGUGUAUAAGGUAGAAC
This is a messenger RNA of Schizosaccharomyces japonicus yFS275, 593 nucleotides long. Its product is annotated as 40S ribosomal protein S16. The coding region runs from base 96 to 518 and encodes 140 amino acids. The record is from RefSeq and is a predicted model, not a curated record. The transcript has a single exon. Lineage: Eukaryota; Fungi; Ascomycota; Schizosaccharomycetes; Schizosaccharomycetales; Schizosaccharomycetaceae. Gene Ontology annotation, biological process: translation. Gene Ontology annotation, molecular function: structural constituent of ribosome. Gene Ontology annotation, cellular component: ribosome.